AGUCUGCGCGAACCCCGCGCACCCUUCAGAGCAGAAGCCGGGAGAUAAGAUGGCGGCCGCCGACGGAGAUGACUCCCUUUACCCUAUUGCUGUGCUGAUCGAUGAGCUGCGGAACGAAGACGUUCAGCUUCGUCUGAACAGCAUCAAGAAACUCUCUACCAUUGCACUGGCCCUGGGAGUUGAGAGGACGCGCAGUGAGCUUUUGCCUUUUCUCACAGACACUAUUUAUGAUGAGGAUGAAGUGCUACUUGCUCUGGCGGAACAGCUGGGAACCUUCACAGCUCUGGUUGGGGGCCCUGAAUAUGUCCAUUGCUUGCUGCCUCCGCUUGAGAGCCUUGCUACUGUUGAGGAGACAGUGGUCCGGGACAAAGCAGUGGAGUCUCUGCGAGCCAUCUCCCAUGAACACUCUCCAUCUGACCUUGAGGCCCACUUUGUUCCCCUUGUGAAGCGCCUGGCAGGAGGUGACUGGUUCACCUCCCGCACCUCUGCUUGUGGCCUCUUCAGUGUCUGUUACCCUCGAGUCUCCAGUUCGGUCAAAGCUGAGCUCCGACAGUACUUCCGGAACUUGUGCUCAGAUGACACUCCGAUGGUCAGGCGAGCGGCAGCCUCUAAACUGGGUGAAUUCGCAAAGGUCUUGGAGCUGGAACAUGUCAAGAGCGAGAUCAUCCCCAUGUUCUCUAACUUGGCCUCUGAUGAGCAGGACUCUGUGCGUUUGUUAGCUGUGGAGGCCUGUGUUAAUAUUGCACAGCUCCUGCCCCAGGAGGACCUGGAAUCGUUGGUGAUGCCAACACUACGGCAAGCAGCAGAGGACAAAUCUUGGCGGGUCCGUUACAUGGUGGCUGACAAGUUCACGGAGCUCCAGAAAGCUGUCGGUCCAGAAAUCACAAAAACCGACUUGGUCCCGGCAUUCCAGAACCUGAUGAAAGACUGUGAAGCUGAAGUGCGAGCUGCUGCCUCCCACAAAGUCAAAGAGUUCUGUGAAAACCUGUCUGCUGAUUGCCGUGAAAAUGUCAUUAUGACCCAGAUCUUGCCCUGCAUUAAGGAACUCGUGUCAGAUGCCAAUCAACAUGUAAAAUCAGCUUUGGCAUCUGUGAUCAUGGGAUUGUCUCCCAUUUUGGGCAAAGACAACACAAUCGAACACCUUCUGCCUCUCUUCUUGGCUCAGCUCAAAGAUGAGUGCCCGGAAGUCAGACUCAAUAUAAUCUCUAACCUGGACUGUGUGAAUGAGGUGAUUGGCAUCCGGCAGCUGUCCCAGUCCCUGCUGCCAGCCAUUGUGGAGUUGGCAGAGGAUGCCAAGUGGCGUGUGCGACUGGCCAUCAUCGAGUACAUGCCCCUGUUGGCUGGGCAGCUAGGUGUGGAAUUCUUUGACGAGAAGCUAAAUUCCCUUUGCAUGGCAUGGUUGGUGGAUCACGUCUACGCUAUCCGAGAGGCAGCUACCAGCAACCUCAAGAAGCUUGUGGAGAAGUUUGGCAAGGACUGGGCCCAUGCCACCAUCAUCCCCAAGGUGCUGGCCAUGUCCAACGACCCCAACUACUUGCACCGCAUGACCACGCUCUUCUGCAUCAAUGUGCUGUCAGAGGUGUGUGGGCAGGAGAUCACCACCAAACACAUGCUUCCCACUGUGUUGCGGAUGGCAGGCGACGCCGUAGCAAACGUCCGCUUCAACGUGGCCAAGUCCCUUCAGAAAAUUGGACCAAUCCUGGACAACAGCACCCUUCAGAAUGAGGUGAAGCCAGUGCUGGAGAAACUAACACAGGACCCCGAUGUGGAUGUCAAAUACUUCGCCCAGGAGGCGCUGACUGUGUUGGCACUGGUUUGAGCCCUAGGAGCCCCGAUGCUGUUGUCUCUUCCACUUGGGCCCCAAUUGGACCUAUCUUUCUCUCCCCCUCCCCAUUUCCCUGCAUGUCUAUGACCAGCCCCCACCCCAAGUGGAUCCAUAUGGUGAUAUUGGUCAGUGGCUGACUCUGGAGUCCACCUCCCUCUUCCACUCUUAGCUCCAUGUUCUGAAACCUUCCUCGGCAGCUGUGAUACUUCCUCCCUAUCUCAUCUUAGCCAGGCUCCAUCUUUAGUUUUGUUGUGCCACCAGGUGGCAGCAAAUGGCAGCCUCUCCCUCACCCCCCCCCCUCCAGUCCUGCCUCCUGGUGCAAGCUCAUGAGAGGCAGAGCAGCCCCUUCAAACCUACACUUGGCAUGAUCAAUGUGAACACUCUGGGGAGGCAAAGUGCUUGGGGCUUCUGUAACCUUUUGGCCACAGUUUGCAUGAGAACUUCCCCACAGUGCUGUAUGUAGCUGUGCAUGAGGUAUUGAUUUGGCCUUCCUCUUGAUGAACUUUGCUCAGUGGGCAGCCAGAUUGCCCCUGCCACUCCCCCAUCCCAACGAUUUUAAAAGUCCCA
Podarcis raffonei (Aeolian wall lizard) is the source of this 2392-nucleotide messenger RNA. It is a transcript of the gene PPP2R1A, whose product is annotated as protein phosphatase 2 scaffold subunit Aalpha. Bases 50 to 1819 code for a protein of 589 amino acids. Gene Ontology annotation, cellular component: cytoplasm; protein phosphatase type 2A complex. NCBI's taxonomy places the organism in Eukaryota, Metazoa, Chordata, Lepidosauria, Squamata, Lacertidae. The transcript is spliced from 15 exons. Gene Ontology annotation, molecular function: protein binding; protein phosphatase regulator activity. The record is from RefSeq and is a predicted model, not a curated record. Gene Ontology annotation, biological process: protein dephosphorylation.